Penicillium canescens is the source of this 2910-nucleotide messenger RNA. RefSeq lists its product as uncharacterized. Lineage: Eukaryota; Fungi; Ascomycota; Eurotiomycetes; Eurotiales; Aspergillaceae. Bases 1 to 2910 code for a protein of 969 amino acids. The record is from RefSeq and is a predicted model, not a curated record. The transcript has 3 exons.
AUGGACGAGAAUAGUGUUGUCUUGCAGGCUAAUAUCCUUCUCAAUGAGCUUCUUUCCGCUUACGACGAAAAGUAUCACUCCUCGACAGUGGUCAAUAGUAUCUAUGAUACAGCGUGGAUCUCGAUGGUUCUGAGAAAAACCGAAAUGCCCACAGCUCCUGAAUGGGCCUUUCCCGUUUGUUUUGACUUUCUCUGCCUGGAGCAGGCAGAAGAUGGAGGAUGGGGAAACCCUUUCUCACUGGUGGAACGUAUCACCUGUACCUUUGUCUGUCUUUUAGCCAUCAAGAAACAUCUCCGUAUAUCGGACAAUCUUUCAGUGAAGGAUCAGGUGGACCUGCAGCACCGGGCAAAUCGGGCUAUUGAAUUUGUUCACUCGAAUCUCGCAAGUUGGGAGCUUAAUGCAUUGGACACAGGGCUUCCAAUAGGAUUGGAACUUUGGUUGCCUGUUGUUAUUGAACAGUUGGAAAAAGAAGGAGUGUCAUUUGCAAUUCCUGGCAAGGAUCGAAUUCUCAAGUUACGCCUGGAGAAGCUUUCUCGGUUUCCUCUAGAGGUCCUCUAUAGGCCCAGUAGCCUGAUUCAGCCUUCACCCUUGUUUACACUCGAAGGAUUUAUCGGGGUUGUCGAUUUCAGCAAACUGAGGCAUCAGACAGUCUAUGGAUCUAUGUUUUCCUCCCCUUCAUCCACGGCUGUUUAUUUAAUGGAAUCGCCUGAAUGGGACCCUGCAGCGGAGGAUUAUCUGCACCAUGUGGUGGAACAGAGUAUUGUCAAGCAUAACCGUUGUGUGCCUCAAUUAUUCCCAACAUCAGUUUUCGACAUUGACUGGGUCCUCAACAUCUUCGUUGAUAGUGGGUUAAGUCUAAACAAUCUCGAUACCCAUUCUGUCAAGACCUUAGGAAACAUGAUCCUGCAGUGCCUGGAAAAGCAAGAUGACAUCCUUGGGGCUGAUGAAAUCAUUUGUCCCGAGCCUGACUCUACGGCAAUGGCCUUAAGAACAGUCUACCACUCUCUUGGAGCUCAUCGCUCGAUUCAGCAUAUGAUUGAUGCGUUUGAGGGUGGGGAUAAUUAUUUUACCUUCAGUGGCGAACGUGACCCUAGUGUCAGUAGCAACGCCCACGUGCUGCAAGCCUUGGUACUAAACCCAGCGGCGCGGGAGCAUACUGCCUCUAUCGAGAAGUGUGCUAGAUAUCUCUGUGAAACGUGGGGUAACUCCCACGGGCUUAUUCCGGAUAAAUGGGCAGGUCAACCUUCACUAUCUACGAUGGAUGCAGAAAUUUCUAACAUGUUUUUUUUUUUCCAGAAUCAUUCCGAGUAUUACGCGACUUUUGCCACCACUCAGGCCUUGGUGGACUAUCUGGUAGCAUUAAGCGAGGAACGAGUGGAGUCUUUAUCGGAAACUCUUCUCGGGGCCCUUAUCCCUCUCACUCUUUUCCAAGCGGUGGUACGAAUCCUUCUCCGCCAGAACCCAGACGGAUCUUGGGGGUCAAUCAGUCUCCGUGAGGAUACCUCUCAUGCAGUUAUCACUUUAAAAUCUGCAUGGUCUCUUCCCUUCAUAUCUGCCACUCUCAGUCAAGAGAUCGGCCAGGCCAUCCAGAAAGGUCAAGCUUUCAUCUCUGCGAACUUAGAUGCGCCUUUCAACGACUAUACUUGGAAUGGGAAAUGCGCCUAUGGACUGCUAGCUGUGUCUCGUGCUAUUGCUUUGAGUGCAUUAUUGGAAACACGGCCCGCAAGGAGAUAUUCCCCAAAGGUUGAAUCAUUAUAUCAGCUUGACAUGAAACUGAUUGUGAAACGAGCUGAGCAUCUUAGGAAAAUGAGAUGUUUUGCAGACUUGCCCGCCUGGAUUAUUGAAGCAACCUGCCUUGAAGCGGUUUUCCUUUUCCGCGGAAGUCGACAACCUACCUGGCUUGAGAAGAGUGUUCAUCUUGACGAAGGCUUCUUAAUAAUGUUGGCAGCCAUUUGCAUCGGCCUCAACUAUUCCAAGAGAGCCUUUCUGAGCAAUCGCAUCCUGUUUGGUAUGCUUGAGCUUAUGGAAUUCAUAUACACUAUUGAUCCUCUCAUUGAUGAGGAGCUUAGCGAUCGUUCCCCAGAGACUUUACAGUUGAUUGAGAAGUUGGUCCAUCAAGUGCUUGCAGACAUACACCUCCCCGUUGGUUCAGAUAUCCAACCGACGAAAAAGCCCGUCAAUGGCCAUCAGGGCGAGACAAUCACCCUGGAAAUUUGCCACGGUCAAAUAGAGAUAUAUAAAAUUGUUAAAGCAAUCGAAUACGGCACGAAGCAGAUCAUGGAGAAUCCGCAUGUUGAAGCCGCAAGUCACUAUGACCGUAGGAACCUUCUUAUGGAACUACGCUACGCUCUCCUUGCUCAAGUCGAAAAACUCCACGUCGGUGCUUCACUGGCUUCAUGCCAUGAAAGAGGUCUCAACUUCUACCGAUGGACUCAGGGAUCUGGUGCAGAUGAUACGUUCAGCGCCGUUGUUCUUAAAUUGAUGAUUUGUCUUGUCAAAAGCCAUUUGGAUACUGAGAUCUGUCCAAACCCCACCGAGAAGUAUCUACUGGAAGAUUUCAGCCGCCACGCUGCAACAUGGGGCCGGCUGUGGAAUGAUUAUGCAGACGUUGAGCGGGAUCGUGCUAGUUCUAAUCUUAAUGUGCUGGACUUUCCUGAGUUCCAGUCUCCUUGCAUGGAAGAUGGACGCGAUCUUUCACCUGAUCAACUGAAGAGGCAUUACCUUGCCGAUCUUAUUCAACACGAGGAAGAUCUGGCCGAAAAGGCUUUAAAAAAAUUAACCAACGCAAUUCAAUCCCGUGAAAAGCAUGCUCAGACUGAGACGAUAACUGUCUUACAUUGGUACAUGGACAUUAACCGGGCUUUUCAAGAACUGUAUUAUGCCAAGACCAUUUUCACAAGUCAUGUGUAA